Messenger RNA from Sclerotinia borealis F-4128, 1077 nucleotides. The record is from the annotation of a GenBank genome assembly. Lineage: Eukaryota; Fungi; Ascomycota; Leotiomycetes; Helotiales; Sclerotiniaceae.
AUGGAUGGUCCAAGUGAUGGUCAUCAUGGCCGUGAUACCCAUGCUACGCCUCCCCAGGCGAUCUGUGAUGCUUAUAAAAAGUAUCAGAGAAUGAGUGAUGCAGCAGUGAAUGAUGAUCUCAAUAUCGUGGACUUCAAUCGUGGUCUGACUCCCGAGCAAAGGGAGACGAUGAGUCCAGUGGGUGUCGUUCCAUCGGAAUUGAUUGCUCAAGCUCAGAAUGAUUUCAUGAAUGCUGGGGCUGAAUAUGAUCCUGGUCAUUCAGAAGCCUGUACGAUUUAUGAGCACAGCGGCUUUCCGGGAUUGAGAUUGUUUCCUGCGCUUCUCCCACCAGAAUGCCAAACUCUACUUAUCUCUCGGCUCCUCCAUCGCGAGUUGUCAAAUCCUUUGCACAAAACGAACUUUCACGAUGAUUAUGAUAUACCAUACCCCCCUACCAACUCUUCCUUCUUCACUUACCCGCACCAAUCCAAAACCCAAGUAUUUGCUCCUAAAGACCCAAAUUCCAAGCACAAACCACUCAAUGCCGCACAAGCUCUUCAGAAGAAACUCCGGUGGCUAACUCUCGGCUCCCAAUAUAAUUGGAACACCCGAGCAUAUCCCUCAGAUUCUGCGACUCCAUUCCCGACUGAUGUUUCUCGUCUUGUUACUACUCUAUUCCAGAAUGCGUUUACCCCGGAAUCAGGGGUUGUCCUACUAUACACGACGAAAGACUUCAUGCCUGUGCAUCGAGACGUUUCCGAGGAAUGCGAGAGGGGCCUUGCGAGUUUUUCGCUGGGCUGCGAUGGGCUGUUUGUUAUUAGUAGAGACGUUAAGAAAGGAGAGGAAGGCAUUGAAAACAGGGAACAGGAUAUGGUUUGCAUACGGGUCAGAAGUGGUGAUGUGGUUCAAAUGGGCGGAGAGACAAGAUGGGCUUGGCAUGCCAUGCCCAAGAUCAUGGGAGGCACAUGUCCGCCUUGCUUGACCGAAUGGCCUGUGGGAUCUACGCAAGAAGAGAAAGAACCGAAAGAGUAUGAAAGAUGGAGGGGUUAUAUGAAGGGCAAGAGGUUAAACAUUAGUUGCAGGCAAGUGUGGAAUUAA